This is a messenger RNA of Leopardus geoffroyi (Geoffroy's cat), 639 nucleotides long. Its product is annotated as histone H2B type 1-B. Bases 36 to 416 code for a protein of 126 amino acids. The record is from RefSeq and is a predicted model, not a curated record. Lineage: Eukaryota; Metazoa; Chordata; Mammalia; Carnivora; Felidae. Gene Ontology annotation, molecular function: protein heterodimerization activity; structural constituent of chromatin; DNA binding. Gene Ontology annotation, cellular component: nucleosome. The transcript has a single exon.
GCGAUUAGCAUUUCUACAGCUCUUAGAAAAAAACCAUGCCUGAGCCCUCCAAAUCUGCUCCUGCCCCGAAGAAGGGCUCCAAGAAAGCCAUCACUAAGGCGCAGAAGAAGGAUGGCAAGAAGCGCAAGCGCAGCCGCAAGGAGAGCUAUUCCAUCUACGUGUACAAGGUGCUGAAGCAGGUGCACCCCGACACCGGCAUCUCGUCCAAGGCCAUGGGCAUCAUGAACUCGUUCGUCAACGACAUCUUCGAGCGCAUCGCGGGCGAGGCGUCGCGCCUGGCGCAUUACAACAAGCGCUCGACCAUCACGUCCCGGGAGAUCCAGACGGCCGUGCGCCUGCUGCUGCCCGGGGAGCUGGCCAAGCACGCCGUGUCCGAGGGCACCAAGGCUGUCACCAAGUACACCAGCUCCAAGUGAGUGCUGGGAGGCACGAUCCAACCCAAAGGCUCUUUUCAGAGCCACCCACUUUAUCAAAGGAGAGCUAUAACUGCCAUUCCGUGGCUGAGCAAUUGCAAGCUUGGGCUACAGUCUUAAGGAAUCUACUGAAAUGGUGAUCCGUAGGGGCAUUUUUAGAGCCAAGCAUGCGUUUGGAUGGUCACUAACUAGGCUCUCAGCGAAAUAAACUACUGUGGCGCAAUGG